GUAAAAAAACCGCCAAAAUCCGGAUUCAAAUUUGAACCGGAUCUCCGCCGUUCAUCAUUCCCAUUUUCGGACAUCGAUUCCCAAAAAUCUCUCUCCGAAAUCGCAGAUUCACAUGCGGAAAUGGACGGAAAGAGGCAAUCGCAAAAUCUGUUCCCUCCGUCGCCGUCGCCGUCGUCUUCGGCAUCUUCACUUCUGAGGGAAGCUUCGGCUUUCAAAACCCCAAGACCGCCAUUACGGAGCUUCAACUUCCAGUCUUCUCCUCAGUUCUUCACGGCCUCGAAAGCCACCCCCGCGUCCUCCGCUCGCGGGCGCCGCGUGCUGAAGAGCUCAGCCGCGAAGAGUAAAGCGGCGCGGAAGCUGAAGGCCUUCGAGCUCGAACAGUCGAAGUCAGCUCGGAAGGCUUUGACCAGCAAGGAGAAGUCCGUGAAGUCGUUGGGGAAGUCGCUGGCCGUUUGGCUGAAUUUCCUGUUUGAGAAUCCUAGGUCUUGCGGCUGUGAUGUGUCGAGGUUCACCGGAGGGUUUGAGCGUUCUGGUGAUGGUGAGGUCGGGGUUGUGGUUAGUGGGAAGAGGGAGAGCAGCUCGGGAUGUAGGGUUGGUGUUGGUGAACCGUGGAGGGAUCCGAAGAGGCCGAGGAACGUGUCCUGGAGGGGUACGGGGAAUGAAGAAACAGGAGCGUUUCCGGAUUCGAUGUUCUCGGGGUUGAAAGCUUCGUUGCUUGACGUUUGCAGCUUUGAUGAUUUGAAGGAAAGAAUGAGGAAUUACUUGAGCUCGAGAAGCUGUAAGGAGAUAUUCACUACCAUGACUCAAGUAGCAAAGAAUAUUGAUGAAGGGCGAUUGAAAAUGAGAGUGCAUUGUCCCAUGGUUACUGAUGUUGGAAUGAAGGAGAAAGCACUGAAAACUCUCAUGUGUUAUAAUCCCAUUUGGCUUCGGAUUGGAUUGUACAUAAUUUUAGGUGGUGACUCCUUGUUGCCAAAUGGAGAUGUCAAUUCUGAGCAGGAAAUUGCAUUCUUGAAGAUGGUGAUCGAGAAACAGUUUUUCUCACAUGUUGGUUUAGCAAAAACAUAUGCUUAUAACAAGUUGGUUGAGGGUUUAUUCAGGCCUGGUUACUAUGAGAAGUUGGGGAAUGUCAUCUUAAAAAGAUUUUUGUUGCUUGUUCUUGUACUUGAUAGAGCUAAAUGUCAAAGCAGUCUUCCUUGUAAAUAUGGUAUUGAUGGAUUAGAUGGGGGAUCCCCUCUGCUAUUCUCUUUGCAAUCGCAUGUUAAAUCUAGCAAUCAACUGAUCAAUGAGUUCUUAUCUUCGGAUGUGAUGCAUGGCGAGGGUAACCUUCUUGCACAUCUAGUCAUAAUUGGAUUUAAAGCAAAUUAUCAACAGAAUCCUUUGGUUGAGUAUCAAUUUAAGGUGGAUGAUAUAUUUGAAGAUCUUCAAGAUGGUGUACGACUUUGCAGAGCUGUUCAGCUCUUGCAGCAUGAUCCAUCUAUCUUAAUGAAAAUGGUGGUUCCAUCAGACACCCGCAAAAAGUGUUUGAUUAACUGUGGUGCAGUGCUGCAAUAUGUGAAGCAGGCUGGUGUACCAUUACUAGAUGAAGAUGGAACUACUAUUAUGGCAGAAGAUGUUGUUAAUGGAGAUAAGGAGCUCAUCCUUUCCCUGCUAUGGAACAUGUUUGUGCACUUGCAGUUGCCACUUCUAAUCAACAAGACACUCAUGGCUGAGGAAAUUUGUAAAAUACAAGGAGUUCCAUGGAAAUACUCAAAGGGUCACACUCACUUGGAUAUGCUUCUGGGAUGGAUCCAGGCAAUUUGCGAGAGUUAUGAUCUUAAGGUUGAGACUUUUUCUUCGUUGGUUGAUGGAAAAGCUAUGUGGUGCUUGCUUGAUUUUUACUUCAGGAAGGAACUUCACUGUUCUUGUUCAUUUAAGGGAUUUGAUCAAACAGAAGAAGUUUCCAUAGUAUCUGCAAUUGAUUAUACAGAUGCAGUACACAAUUUCAUCUUAUCCCAAAAGCUGCCAUCCUUGUUGGGAAAGUUUCCAGAGGUUUUACAAGUCAGUGACAUACUGGAAAGUAAUGGUGCUUGCAAUGAUCGCAGUGUGGUUAUACUGUUGGUGUUCCUGUCAUUUCAACUGCUUGUUAAAAGAAACACGGACCAUUUGAACUUUCAUAAAUUGUUGGGUUUUAAUUGUCAAAGUCCUGAAAGGAGACGGUUAAGCAAAGAUCAAUGGUUUAUGAAUUCUGAAGCAGACCUGAAGCAAGAAGAAAGAAUUCACUCUUCUGAAGAUGCUACAAGAAAUUUCAAGGCAAUAAUGUCCUGGUGGCAAGAGAUGGCUCAACGAAAUAAUAAAUGCGGUCUGGAGCAAGUAAAUCUGACACAAGAAGAGUUUUUGACUUGUAAAGGAGUUGGAGGCCCUGAAAGAGAAAAUGCUGCAAAAAUAAUUCAGUCUCAUUUCAGACGGUCAGUUGAACAACGUAGAUAUAUGAGGAUCAAGUACACUGCCUCUUACUUGCAAGCUGUAAUACGAGCUUGGUUGACGAGGAAGAAAUCAUUAAUCGAGAUGCCCAAUCAAAGGGAAGCUCAGGGAUCUUUGAAUUUUGAGUCGGAGAAUGGGAAGAAUCAUUUGGCAAAUUUCGGCAAAUAUGCAGACCUUGAGGUUGAUGGCCAAGAUAUUAUGAAGUUGAAAAAAUCUGUAGAAACCCAACAUCUGGGUGGAAGUAAAGCAAUUCAAGAUUUGUCUACAUCUCAUCUUAUCAAUGCUGCCAUUGUCACUCAGAAGUACAUCCGCGGAAGGAUAGCUCGGUCUAUGUUUGCAAACAUGGUUGCUCAGGUAGAUAAAUCUUUAGAAUUGUCCAAAGAAAAUGAGGCAAAGGAUUGUCGAAUGAAAGCAGCAUUAUCCAUACAGCGUUCUUGGAAAGCAUACAGAAACCGAAAGUUGUUUCUUCAGACUAGGCACUCUGCAGCAAUUCAAAUUCAAAGUCACUAUCGUGGUUGGUUGAUGAGGAAGGUGUUCAUUAAUCAGAAGCAAACAAUAAUACAAGUCCAGAGUAUCUUCCGUUCCAUGAGAUGUAUGAGGGAUUUUAAGCGUUACAGAUGUGAAGUUAUGUCAGCGAUAACUGUUCAGGCAUAUGUUCGUCAAUGGAUUGCUUGCAGAGAUUUUAAUAGGUGUAGAUGUCUUAUUAUUAAGAUUCAGAGUCAUUGCCGUGGGUGGAUAAGAAGGAAAGAAUUUUCACUACAGAAGGCAGCGGCUGUCAGAAUUCAAAGCGCAGUCCGUUGCAUGAUAUAUUGGAAGGCAUUCCUUUCCCAAAAGCAUGCUGCUACUGAAAUGCAACGGCUUGUCAGAGGAGAGAUCGCUAGAAAGAGGCUUCUAGGUUCAUCAUGCUAUUGCAGGACUUCAAAUAGCAGUUCGAAAACCUCUGAGUUGAGAAUAUUUCUGCAAUCAGUGGUAAAGAUACAAAGGUGGUGGAGAGCUGUUUUGUUACAUAGACAACAAAGUGAAAAAUCAGCAGUUUUUAUCCAAUCACAUUUUCGAGGAUGGAUUACCAGGAAGAGGGUUUCAAGGGAAAGACACGGGGAAAAAUCAGCAGUUUUUAUCCAAUCACAUUUUCGAGGUUGGAUUGCAAGGAAGAGGUCAAGGGAAAUACACAUGGAAAAAUCAGCAGUUGUUAUCCAAUCAUAUUUUCGAGGAUGGAUUGCCAGGAAGAGGGUUUCAAGGCAAAGACACAGGGAAAAAUCAGCAGUUUUUAUCCAAGCACAUUUUCGAGGAUGGAUUGCAAGGGAGAGGUCAAGGGAAAUACACAUGGAAAAAUCAGCAGUUGUUAUCCAAUCAUAUUUUCGAGGAUGGAUUGCCAGGAAGAGGGUUUCAAGGGAAAGACACAGGAUUGUUGUGAUCCAAUCAUAUAUGAAAGCUUACCUCGCGAGGAAAGACCUAAAAGGGCAGCUUCUUGAUUUGCGUUUGAGACUGCAAAAAUCUGCAGCAAAUGUUAAUGAUGGUAUGCGUCUAAUUAACAGACUUCUUGCUGCAUUAUCAGAACUUCUGAAUACAAAAAGUGUAAGUGGCAUCCUCCACACUUGUGCAACUUUAGACAUGGCCACACAUUACUCACAGAAGUGUUGUGAAGAACUUGUUGCCGCGGGAGCCAUUGAUAUUCUGCUAAAGCUGAUCCGCUCUGUCAGCCGUAGCAUUCCUGAUCAGGAAGUCCUGAAGCAUGCACUUUCGAUCCUUAGAAACCUCACUCGACAUCCGCAUUUGACUGAAGUCCUCAGCAAAUCUAGUGGAUCUGUAGAAAUUAUUUUGUGGGAGUUAUUAAGAAACAAAGAGGAGGGGUAUUUCAUUGCUGCUGAGGUUUUGAAGAAACUGUUUCUGCACCACAAAGGCAUUGAAGCUGCCCACAAGUUACCUGCUCUUGUAAAGAGACUACACAAUCAUGUGGAAGAGCUCUCAAGGAAGGCAAAAAAUGAUAAAAGGACUACUCAAGGUGUUGCAAUGAGAGAACAGGUUGAGAGAAGAUUAAGAGAGGCUGUAGAGCUCUUAGAGUUGAUCAAAACAUCCAACCAAAUGAAUGUUUUCUUUUAGCUUAGAGAUGGAGUGUAUUUGUGUAUUAUAAUCUAAGAUCAUUUCCGAUGCUAAUUUUGCAGUUUGUUGGGGUUGGGUUGUUGUCCCCCCUGUGCAGCUGUGAUAUACAUAUACAGCUACCCUACAUUGUAUUAUUAUAUUCACCAGUCACGUGAAUGUAGUUGAAAGGUUGAGAUUUUUUC
Ipomoea nil (Japanese morning glory) is the source of this 4742-nucleotide messenger RNA. Its product is annotated as abnormal spindle-like microcephaly-associated protein homolog. The transcript has 20 exons. Bases 121 to 4560 code for a protein of 1479 amino acids. Gene Ontology annotation, biological process: spindle organization; mitotic cell cycle; establishment of meiotic spindle localization. Gene Ontology annotation, cellular component: spindle pole. The record is from RefSeq and is a predicted model, not a curated record. Gene Ontology annotation, molecular function: protein binding. NCBI's taxonomy places the organism in Eukaryota, Viridiplantae, Streptophyta, Magnoliopsida, Solanales, Convolvulaceae.